GCAAUGGUGGGCCAGUACGCAACGGCCGUUCCAGUAGGCAAGGUACUGGACCGCUACGGCCCACGGUGCUCUUCUCUUCUUGCAUCAAUAAUGCUCUCUGUGGGCUACGGCCUCUUCGCUCUGGAAUACUCACGGACGCCUGAGCGUAUCGAGGGCGCCUCCCCUUCCGCCUUUGCUCACCUCGUGCUAUCCUUUGGAUUCCUCGGUGUCGGCACUCUCUUCUCCUACUUUGCGCUCCUUUUCGCCGCGACGAAGACGUUCCCGCAGUACAUGGGAUUCGCCACUGGCACAAGCCUCGCGAUCUUCGGCACGUCACCCCUCUUCCUCAGCAUGAUUGUGUCGCGGCUGUUCUCGACCACUAGCUCUGGUGUAGACGUGGCGCGCUUCUUCGUCUUCAUGGCUAUCCUAACAGGCUCAGAGUACGCAGAGGAUCGUCUCGUAGAUCAGGACGAACGAACUUCCCUAUUGGCACCGUCUGUGAAGUCUGUCGCCAACGUCGUGGUCGUGCCCGCACCAGAGCCGGACGACCUCGCAGCCAUCGACCUGUUAAAAGAGCCCUCCUUUUGGGUGCUCGCAUUAAUUGUCUCGCUUGUCGUCGGAGCCGCCGAGAUGAUCAAAUCAAACAUCGGUUUGGUCGUAUUGUCACUUUCCACUGCAUCUGGCGCCCAGGACAUUUCCCGUCAGGUGCAGGUCAUUGCGGUGUCCGACACGCUCACGCGCCUCCUCGUGGGCCCAUUCGCAGACGUCGUCUCGCCCGUUGCGAGCUACUCCAGUGGCGGUGUGUGGGCGUUCCCGCGCAAGCCGUAUAUCACACGCAUACAUUUCUUGGCAACCGCGUCUUUGCUGUUUACGACUACGUUCUUGUGGCAGAUCUUGGCUGCACGCUCGCAAGGGGCACUUUGGCCGCUGAGCAUAAGCACUGGUAUCGCAAACGGCACCAUCUUCACCAUGUUGUACGUCAAAAUAUGCACUGCAGUGCAUGAUGUAUAUUGA
This is a messenger RNA of Postia placenta MAD-698-R-SB12, 993 nucleotides long. RefSeq lists its product as hypothetical. NCBI's taxonomy places the organism in Eukaryota, Fungi, Basidiomycota, Agaricomycetes, Polyporales, Adustoporiaceae. The transcript has 5 exons. The annotation marks the transcript as partial. The record is from RefSeq and is a predicted model, not a curated record.